This is a messenger RNA of Varanus komodoensis (Komodo dragon), 5339 nucleotides long. RefSeq names its product solute carrier family 38 member 9 (gene SLC38A9). Bases 342 to 2018 code for a protein of 558 amino acids. Gene Ontology annotation, biological process: amino acid transmembrane transport. The record is from RefSeq and is a predicted model, not a curated record. The transcript is spliced from 16 exons. Lineage: Eukaryota; Metazoa; Chordata; Lepidosauria; Squamata; Varanidae. Gene Ontology annotation, molecular function: amino acid transmembrane transporter activity.
CAUUUCGGACCGGAAAUAAGGUGAAGUCUGAAGGAUCUACGCUCAGAAGAGCGGCAGUUCUUCCUGUUUAUGUGGGUUUUUGUUUUUCUUUUGGACCUGGACAGGCUGUUACUUGCCGGCGACAUUCAGCGAAACCAAAACCGCUCCACGUGAAAUUGGAUGUAACUCAAGGUGGCUUACAGAGAACAUGUAUUACUAAGUGGAUUAAAAUAUAAUAAAUAAAUGGAAAUUAGCAUUUUAAAACCAAGUGAAAAAAGCAUGCAACCAAAAAGGACAUCACAACCAAGAUUAAAACUUGUAAAAAUAACUGAACACAGUAAGUAGAAAGGGGUACUUCAAAUAUGGAGGAAGAUGCUGAACCUCUUCUAAUCCCUGUUGGGAAUGAUGAAACUGAUGUUGGAAUUCUCAAUAUUCAGUUUAGCCCUGAAGACCUGAAAUGGAAAAGGCCAUUCCACGUAGAGCCUACAAAUAUUGUUGGUGCAAGUGAUGAUUCGCAGAGAGUUUCUGACGAAGCUUCCGCAAUGAAUAAGCGGAUUCACUACUACAGACGUCUCACUUCACCUUCAGAUAGAAGAUUGGCUGCUCCUGAUCAUGUAGUUCCUGCUCCAGAAGAAAUCUAUGUGUACAGUCCAUUAGGAACUGCUCUCAAAAUAGACGGUUUUAGCGAAGGUCAUGAGAAAAACUCAAGCACAGUAACAAUAUUUAUGAUCUGGAAUACAAUGAUGGGUACAUCUAUAUUAAGUAUUCCCUGGGGAAUAAAACAGGCAGGAUUUACUACUGGAAUUAGUAUUAUUAUGCUAAUGAGCAUAUUGACCCUUUACUGCUGCUACAGAGUUCUGAAAUCCAGGACAAUGAUACCUGCAAUAGAUACUGGAACUUGGGAAUUCCCAGAUGUUUGCAAGUAUUAUUUUGGAUCUUUUGGACAAUGGACUAGCCUUUUAUUUUCAUUGAUCUCUCUCAUUGGAGCCAUGGUGGUUUACUGGGUACUCAUGUCCAAUUUCCUUUUCAACACGGGGAAAUGUAUUUAUAAUUAUUUUCACGAUAUUAAUGUAACAGAUAUUGUUCCUGGUACAAAUGGGAGCAACAGAGUAAUAUGUCCAGGUGAUGGUGGUCCAAAUAUAACUGGAAACAAAACUUUUAUGUUUGCUUCUAACAGCAGUACAGGAUUUGAGACAUUUGAAGAGUGGUGGAAUAAAUCGGAAACAGUCCCAAUUUACUUGAGUGUCAUUCUUCUGCUAUUGAAUUUUAGAUCUCCAUCUUUCUUUGCCAAAUUUAAUAUCUUAGGUACCAUUUCAUUAAUUUAUUUAAUUAUCCUUGUUACCACGAAAGCUGUGCUUUUGGGAUUCCAUUUAGAAUUCAACUGGUCCAAUACGAGUGACUAUUUUGUCCCAGAAUUCAGGAUUCUGUUUCCUCAGCUUACAGGAGUGCUGACCCUGGCCUUCUUUAUUCAUAAUUGUGUCAUUACACUGCUUAAGAAUAACAAGAAUCAAGAAAACAAUGUAAGAGAUCUUUCCAUUGCCUAUUUGCUGGUAUCUUUAACAUACCUCUAUGUUGGCGUGUUAAUCUUUGCUGCUUUCCCAUCUCCACCACUGAGUAAAGAAUGCAUAGAACAGAAUUUUUUAGAUAAUUUCCCCAGUAAUGACGUCAUGUCAUUUCUUGCAAGAAUAUCCCUGCUGUUUCAGAUGGUCACUGUGUAUCCACUGCUUGGCUACUUGGCAAGAGUUCAGCUUUUUGGACAUGUCUUUGGAAAUGUUUACCCAAGUUGUUUCCAUGUGCUGCUUUUCAACCUAGCUGUGGUGGGAAUUGGCAUCCUGAUGGCCAGAUUUUAUCCAAAUAUAGGAGGAAUUAUAAGAUACUCUGGAGCAACUUGUGGCCUGGCUUUUGUAUUUGUGUACCCAUCGCUUAUCUACAUAAUCGCUUUGCAUCGGGAAAAUCGGCUGACAUGGUUGGCACUAAUUGUUCACAUUUUGAUCAUCCUCCUAGGACUAGCUAACCUGAUUGUGCAGUUCCUAAUAUGAAAGUAAAUCUUAGAUCAAUUUCUUUCUUUGCAAGAGCUGCUAUGAAUUUGAAAAGAUCACCUUGAGCCAACAGGAUUGCAAAGAGUAUGUACUUGCCCUCUUAUGGGAGUUCUUUCUUGCUCCAAAGAAAAGUGUAGGUGCAGCAACAGCAAAACAACCUCUUCAAGAAAUUGAUGAUGCACCUUAGGACAUGGCACACCAUGGCAAAUUGAAGUGACAAUGUAAAUUCCUGAUGCACCUUCAAGAAGUAUCAGGAAUAAUUUGGGAGAAAUCAAAAUUACUUUUUAAGGUUUUUUUUCACAUGGAAAAAGCCAUCUAACAAACUUUAUGUAUAGAAAAUGUUACUAUGUAUCUUUCCAGCAACCUAACAGAAUUAAGGGAUGUUACUGAUUUUUAAAAUUCUACAUGUUUUUAAGCAGUAGUGAUAUGAAAAUUCCAUGGUGACAUGGUUUUACUGGCAGCUUGAAGUGUAAUGCAGAAUAUUACUAACAGUCUUAAAGUUGUAUCUUUGUUGUGAUAGUUCUUUGAAAAAUUAAGUCAUAAUGUGGAUUGCCCUUGUCUAAAAUACCUAGAUAUACUUAAGAACUUUUUUGUCAGGAUUUGAGGUUCUUUCUUUGGAAAGAAAUGUCAACCCCAUUCUAUCCUCUACUUGGAAGAUUCAUUGGAGAGCUAAAAUUCAUUGGAAAAGUUCUGUGGUAUUUAAAGUAAUGAUGAAACGUCUUAUUUAUAAUUUCAGACUUUACCAUGUAUGUGCACAACUGCCCCCACUCCCAUAUUAUGAUUAUGAAAAUAUCCACCCAUUUUCAGGCACAAUUCAAAAGACUGCUUUAAUUUUUCAAGCCUAAACUUGAAUAGACCUAACAAUCUUAGGGAUUCUCUCUACAAGGGUUUACUCCAUCAUAUUGUUUGAAGCUUCAGCAUCCAGAUUUUUUGUGGGGUUGAGAUCCUUUACAUGCUGAUUUUUUCUGUUUUUUCUUUUUCUGCAUUUCUGUAUGUAUUGUGUAUGUCCAUUACAAAAGCACAAGGUGUCACUGUGGUAUAGUGGAAUUGUGCAAAGAAACACACCUCUUACACAUGAGUCUUAUUCUAGUCAUUCAGCCAUUUAAUAAUAGCAGAAUUUAUUCAAUUUAAUAAAAGCCAUGAAAAUGGUGGCAAAGAAUGGGAGAGUAUGACAAGGUCAUAUAAAGCUCCCUCAAAGUAUUGCAGAAUCACAAGCACACAAUAAAUGCUUUGUACAGAGACGCCCCUAUACAGUAUCAUGGAGGUGGAAGUACAUUCUCAGAGCAACAGUCAGCAAAUCAUACCCAUGCUCAGCAGGGGAAGAUAUAAAUAUCCAAGAAGAAAAUAGAAAAACAGUGGAAAAAGAAGGAACACUUCAGAACCUGGUAGCAGCACCACAGCCACCAAUGGGUGGAAGCAUGAGUGGCGUUGCACACUGUCAAAACACACAGGUGACCAGUAAAGUCAGGAUGAUUGGUGCACAGCUCCUGUAUCACCACACCCAACAUGAUGCCAGAGUGCCCCCUAUUCCAGGAGCACCAAUGCAUAGUACAUGAUGAUGGGAGGGGUGUGGAAAUUUCCUCACUCAUUUUCUGCAUACCUGGUAAAAAUAAAUGUCAGAGCAAAACUGAGGAGUUUCCUGGAAUUGAAUCCCAUAAUUCGGGCAGCACCUUUCUAACCAGACAAAGCAGGACCUGCAGCAGUUGCUCAUAUAAUGGAGCAUUUAUCCUGCUCACAUUUGUAUAUAUAAAAAGCUGCAAGAGGAACCUUGCUAUGGUGGAGGAGCUCAUGUUGCACAUUCUUGUGACUUAAUAGGCCCCUGCAACACUGCUGAAUCAAUUGGAAGGACCACUGCAUGACCUAUUAACUUAUCUUAGACAACUCUUCUGGUUCCUUCCUUUCCUGGCAAUCCAUUUAAUCAAUUCAUCCCCCACCACCCAUAUUGUCGGAUAGGUGCAUCCCCUUUCUCUUCUCAUUCCACUGUCUCCCCUGCCCCCAGCAGACUUCAUUUGGCAGCCGCCUAUCUGUAAACCCAGACAUGCUUGCCCACAUGCACUCCAGGGAACCAGUGGGCAGAGGGAGACUACUUUCCUCCCACCCCAUUCGCUGAGUUCCAUCCGGAGACCUGGUGAAUCAUUACCAAAACAGUCACUACAUUAUCCUUCCCCAAUUUUAUGCCUUGGACUUCAACGUAGUCAGCAUGUUGGGGAUUAUGAGAGUUGUAGUGUGAAGCAUGGAGAUGCACCAGAUUGAGGAAGGCUGGAUUAAGGUAUAUUCCAAGUCCAUAUUAGUGAUUACUGUUAAUAUUUUGAUUUCUUAUAUUACAUGAGGUCCAUUUAUAAGGGACUUUUCUGGCUGAGCCCUUGUUAGUGCCAAGUAAUUUUGUGUCAGUAUAGUUGUUUUGAGAAUCAGCAUGCUUGCCUUCUAGACAGAAUGUUCACAUGGUAAGUCUUCAUAAGAGAUGGAUUGUGAAAGGUGUGUGCAUGUUGCACACUUGUUGAAACAUGAUAGCAUUCCUGUACAGCCAGUGUGCGUUUCUUCCUGCUGGAUUUCCCAGUCUGGAAAUCCCCCAUAGUUAGGACAUGGUUUGUGUUGCUGCACUACUUCCUAUCUGGCCACUCUAUUUAAUCCUGAAAUUACUUCAGGGUACACUCACUGACACAAUGACAAGCCUACAAAAAUAAUCUACUGUCAUUAACAGAGGGCACAUAGGAGAAGUGAAGCAUUGUGUGUAAGCACGUGCAUGUGCAGUCUCUCUAUUCAAACACUGCCUUCGGCUUCUGUGUGCUCAGGAGGCAGUUCCUGCAACCUGGGACUUUACCAAGUGGCUUCUCUCUCCUCCAGUUCAAGGAGCAGGGAGCAAAUGAAUGAAAUUAAUGUAGAUACUUGUGUAAUCCCUUUGCUAGUUUUGGAUUCUCCUCCAGUGCCAGCUAAUGGAGACAAACUGUCUAGAGCCAUUGGCAUUUGGUUCCUUGGAUCGGCUUUGGUGUGGCUCAACUUGAAACAACAAUGUGGGAAACUGUUAAAAAAGGGAAAUAAAUUAGUGCUGUUUUAAUUUUUUAAAAAAACAUCUUGUGUGUGUUUGGAGUUUUUUCCAUGUAAAAUGAAAGAUGCAUAAACUGUACCAUUUGCUACACUUCCCUAUGGUAGAAAUGCAGAUGGCUGAUCACAGGUGCUUACAAUUACUGGAGCCUACAUGGACUUUGAGAAGCCCAGAAUAGUAAGCUACAGAAAAGUAUUAUUGAGUUGCCAAGUGUUAUGACUUCAUUGAAGUCUCAACAUAGCUGGAACAAAUGAUUAAAAGUUGCAAGGUCUUACAUA